This is a messenger RNA of Arctia plantaginis, 666 nucleotides long. The record is from the annotation of a GenBank genome assembly. NCBI's taxonomy places the organism in Eukaryota, Metazoa, Arthropoda, Insecta, Lepidoptera, Erebidae.
AUGAGCCAUCCUCGUAGUGAUAAUAUACCGUCGGCUCAUUUAAGAGUGAUGUUGCCGUCGACGAAUAUAGAUCACGGAAUGCCACCACCGUUUAUUGACAUAAACAAUCUCCAAGAUAUACCACCGCCACAAGCUGACUUCUCAGCGCCGCCACCUUAUGAUGUGGCUGCAAACUCCAAACUACCCACAUAUGAGGAAGUGCAGAGAGAGAAGCAAAUGGAGGGGGAAGAUCUCCAACAGAUGCAAGGCCCCCCUCCGCAUCAGCCCACGUUCGCAGCGUUCGUGACGGUAGAGCCGACGGAGGGUACGGCGGAGCAACUCGACCCAGAGAACAGUCUACUUGGUACUGACAUCAUGUUUCUAACAUCAUUUUUUGUGGCAUUUCUCUUCAACUGGAUCGGGUUCCUUUUGUUGAUGUGCUUCUGUCACACGGUGGCUAGUCGCUAUGGAGCGCUUGCUGGCUUCGGAUUGUCCCUCGCCAAGUGGACCCUCAUCGUGAAGCAUUCCACGGAGCUCGCCUCCCAUGAGAACUCCUGGCUCUGGUGGCUUAUUAUGGCAUUUGGUAUUUUAAUCUGCGUACGUGCCAUCAUCCAGUACCUAAACAUCAAACGCGGUUGGCGUCUGCUCUCUGGCACGGCCCAAGAACGACUGCUUUUCUUCUAUUAA